CGACCAUCCAUCAUGAAUGGCAAAGGUGCAGCCUUUGCCGCACGAAUCUAGCCGAAGCGCCCACUCGCGCGGCUCCUCGCAUAAGAUUAUGCCCUUUCCUUCGACCAAAAGCAAAGCAAGCGUUUUAGUAGACACGUGGAUUACGAAUUUUAAAGAGCGCGGUCCAGCAUCUUCCGCGGCAAGUAACAGCGUUGGGCCUCAAGGCGAUCAUUGCCUGGAAAGCGGGGGCAUGCCUGACAGCAUUCCAGCAGUCCAGCCAAGAAUGCAAGGAGCAUCGCUUGCACCGAGCUCCGAAGAGUCUCCUAGCGGGAGCAACGACGCUGGCGACUACACAACUUUGUUACACAAGUACGCCGUGCACCCAACAACCUCACGGCGCUUGCGAGGCCUGGUGGACCUGGCGCUGAUGGUUGUGGCGCUCAUACCAACCGUCGUUCUCCGCAUGGUUCGCGCGGCUAUGGGCUUCUUGGGCGUGACUGAGCACCGAUGGCGCGGAAUUUCCAUGGUCGUGCCGCUUACGCCCGAGGACCGCAAGCAGCUGGAGCUAACGGUGGUCAACCUCGGUGCUGGCCGCCUUGGACGCCGUCCUGAGGCUCCGGAACGCGGCCCCGUGGCUCCUUCUCAGCAGCUGCUGCUUGACCUGCACGCGGUCCUCGCUGCCGCCGCGUCCACAGCCACCGCCUUUAGCCUGCCGUACGAGGGCAUGCCUGAAGCCGCCCUUCACGCCAAGCUCGCCUCCUACCUCCGCUCCGUCGCCGCAGCCGACUCCGUUUGCACCCAAGACGUCUUCAAGGCCAUGCGAAAAAUCGGCCGCAAGACGCUGAUCUCCCUCUGCCAAGCCGCGCCCCGACAACCCACCCCCACCCCUCACCCCACCUCCUCCUCCUCCACCUCCCACCACACCUCUGCCGCGGUCCGCAUGGUCCUCUCCGCCCUGCACACCUCCCCCUCCACCACCAGCUUCAUCUCCCGCCCCAAGCCCUCAUCCGUGGCCAAGGCCUUCAUGACCGCCUGCCUCAUGCAGCAGAGCCGCUCCCACCCCACCACCCUGAUCCAACUGGUGACCCACCUCCCAGACGGUUCCGGAGACCUGGUGGAGGCCAUGUCCCUCAUUUCCCUGGCACCGGGUGCGGAGUACCUCCGGCUGCUGGCUGCCAUGGGACCCGCUGGCGGGGGCGGGGGAGCGGGAGGAGGAGGAGGAGAUUUGGGGGAGAGGUUUGCGGAGCAGUUGGAGGCGAUGAGCGAGUUUGGGAGGUUGCGGCCCUCCGAUGCGAAGAAGGAGGCGGGGGUGCAGGGCAUGGCGAUCAAUGCGAGGGUGCAUGAGGUGGGCAUUGUACGGGGGGAUUGGCUGCUGCAGCAGCAGGGGGCGGAGAAGGAGGCGGAUGGCGUGGCAGGAGCGGUGGGGGAGGGAUUGCUGCCGCCCAUUGUUACGGACCGUAAGGGCAGCGGAGUGAACGGCAACAGCAGCAACGGCGGUUGCAACGGUAACGCUAGCAAUGUCGUACAUGCCAAUGGGAAUGGGUCAUUCUCAUCGUUCAACGGCUACAGCGGAGCAGCAGCAGCAGCAGCGGCAGCGGGGGGCGAGCAGUACAUGAACGGCGAGGGGGCGAUGUACGGCGCUGUGGGGUCGAGUAGCGAUGCGGAUGAUGACAAGGAAGGGCUGCUGCAGGGUGCAAACAGCACCGGCCCAGAGACCCUCCCUUCAGCCCUCACAACCACCACCACGCCGCCAACCGAAAUCCACGCCAACCCCGCCACCCCUCCCCACCCCACCACCACGUCCUCCCCCUCCACCCUCGCCCCCUCCCCCUCCUCCGCCUCCCUCUACCCCACCUCCGCCCUCGACGCCUUCGAGCCCCUGUACGGCUGCCCCCGAUCCGGAGCCUUUGCCGUACACGGUCGGGAGCCCCGCGGCGUGGGGCUGAGUCGUCUGGUUGCUUCGUACGCCGCGUGUCACUCGCUGCCGCUGUCCGCCCAGCGGUCGCUGCUGCGGGGGCUGGGGUACAGCCACUUGGAGCAGCUGAGGGAGGAGGUGGAGCUGAGGAAGGCGCUGUGCGUGGCGCAGGCCCUCCCCGUCAUCGUGGCCUCGCUGCGGCUGCAGUGCCGCUCGCCCGCCUGCCUGUCCGCCGCCUCCCGCACCGGCAGCUUUGCGCACGUGCAGCAGUCGCUGCUGUCGGACCUGCACCGGCACGAGCGGGCGUACCUGGAGGACACGCGGGGGGCGCUGGAGGUGCUGGGGGAGCGGCUGGUGGUGCGGUUCGUGAGGGGGAGCGAAAAGGUCCUGCCGCUGCACCUGAGCGGCUCCUGCAUCACCGUCUCCCUGCCCGCCGACUGCGUGUGCCCCGCCGCCCUAGCCGCUGCGGGGCUGUCCCGGGAGGGCUUCUGCGGCGGCACGUACGGCCUGACCCCGCUGCUGUUCAACAUGGGGCUCAACAGCCUGCAGUCGCUGGGCUUCCUGACGUGGCGGGGCAGGGGGGAGCCGCUGCAGGAGAGCAUAAACAGGCACAGCCUGGAGCGGCUGAACGAGUGGGCCCAGCGCGCGGGUCGGGGCGGCGCUCCCGCCCUGGCCGCCCUCAACCGCCACUGCGGCCCCGAGGGGAGGAGGCAGCCCAAGGACACGCAGCUCAUUGCACUGGUUCGCCGCGCGUGCAGCGAGGUGGGUGCGGGUCGCGCCGUCAACUGCAAGUCCGGCAAGGACCGCACCGCGCUGGAGCUGGCCAAGGCGUUCGCGGAGGAGGUGGUCAUGGCGGGAGAAACCAGGACGAGGACAGCCACUGCAAAUAUGAACGGCACCGGUACGUCUACCGGCAAAGCUACUAGCCAGGGUGCGGGCGGCAGCAGCAGUGGCGCCAGCAGCAGCGGUGGUGCUGCGGGCGGCGGUCUGCUGCCCCGGUCGGCGCUGGGGUGGUUGGAGGCUCAGUUCCUGCGGGGGCUGUCGUACGUGACGACCAGUCAGAACCACGGUCAGCCGCCCGCGUACGCGUUCAACGAGAUGGAGAUCCUGACGCUGCCGCCGGGGUGGCGGCCGGACUGGCGGCUGUGCGGCAAGGUGGCCAGCUGAGAGGUAGAAAGAAGGAGGCAACCAGCUUAGGG
Molecule: messenger RNA, 3093 nt
Organism: Astrephomene gubernaculifera
Lineage: Eukaryota; Viridiplantae; Chlorophyta; Chlorophyceae; Chlamydomonadales; Astrephomenaceae
Source: the annotation of a GenBank genome assembly